AUGCUUCAUAAAGUUGCGAAGUGUGGAGUCCAUGUGAUAAUGGAAAAGAAUAAUAAAGAUUCAGAUAUUGAUGAGAAGUGGGAUCAAGACAUUGAUGGGCAAGCUGAAACAGAUAUAGUCAUAUCCCCAUUUCUUCAUCCUCUAGGAUCUUCAACUACAGAUGAUCAGCGUUUGGAAAGUCGUUUAACAAGAGAUUUGCAAACCGGCAUGAAAUUUGGGUAG
Molecule: messenger RNA, 222 nt
Organism: Dovyalis caffra
Lineage: Eukaryota; Viridiplantae; Streptophyta; Magnoliopsida; Malpighiales; Salicaceae
Source: the annotation of a GenBank genome assembly